AUGCUCUUUUUAGUAUUGGGGACGGCAAAUCACCGAGUCCGGAUGGAUACACAUCUUGUUUUUUCAAAAAAAUCAUGGGAUAUUGUUGGCAAUGAUUUCAUGGAGGAAAUUGAAGAAAUUUUUGCAUCGAGGUCUCUACUCAAGCAAAUCAAUCACACCAUCAUUGUUUUAGUACCAAAGGGUAAUCAUUCUACAUCGGUUGGGGAUUAUAGGCCCAUUGAUUGUUGUAAUGUCUUUUAUAAAGUCAUUACAAAGAUCCUAGCUUCUCGUUUGAAACCUAUGCUUGAUUCCAUUGUUGACCAAGCACAAACCGUUGUUGUGGAAGGACAGAGCAUGAUUGAAAAUAUUCACUUGGCACAAGAGCUUUUGAGGCAAUACAAUCGCAAGAGGAUGGCUCCUAGAUGUCUUCUUAAAAUUGACCUAAGGAAGGUCUAUGACUCUGUGAAUUGGGAUUUUCUUGCUAAAGUCCUUGAGGAAUUGGGUUUCCCCAAUAUGUUUGUUGAUUGGAUUAUGGAGUGUGUGACAACUCCAUCUUAUUCCAUUGCUCUUAAUGGAGUCCUUCAGGGUUUUUUCAAAGGAAAGAAAGCUCUACACCAAGCUUUUACGGAUGAUUUGAUGCUUUUUGUUAGAGGGGAUGUAAUGUUGGUGGAUAUCUUAAUGAAAUGUCUUUCAAAUUUUGGUGCCAUGUCGGGUCUCAAUAUAAAUGUUGGGAAAUCUUGUAUUUACACUGCGGGGAUUCAUGGUCAAGAAUUGGAGGAUAUCCUUGCUUUUUCUCAUCUCACAAUUGGUACCAUGCCAUGUCGUUACUUGGGCAUCCCACUUGCGGCGAAAAAAUUGAAAGUUAGUUUAUACGAUUCUUUCACCAAUAAAAUCUCUUCCUAUAUUGGUACAUGCUUGACUUCUUCAUUAUCAUAUGCGGGUAGAGCGAAAUUUGUGCCAGCCGUUCUACAAGGAGUUGAAUGUUUUUGUUUAUCAAUUUUUCCCAUUCCGGCAACGCAAAAAGGAUCUCUAUGGAUUAAAUGGAUAAAUGAAGUACACCUUCGAGGUUUGGAUAUUUGGAAAUACAGAGUGAAGAAAGAUGAUUCUCCACUUCUUAAAAAGUUGCUGGAAAUAAGAGACAGUAUUGUUGAAUCACAUAGCGACGAACAAGCUGGAAUUAACAGAUUAUGUAGCGGGACAAAUUCUGAGAUUUUCAGCACCAAAGCUGCCUAUGAUUUCUUCGGACCGAAAGAAGUUAAAACCGGCUGGCCACCUCUGUUUGGGAAUGUUCUAUCACUCCUAAACAUUCAUUCAUCCUUUGGUUAG
This is a messenger RNA of Olea europaea var. sylvestris, 1305 nucleotides long. RefSeq lists its product as uncharacterized. Lineage: Eukaryota; Viridiplantae; Streptophyta; Magnoliopsida; Lamiales; Oleaceae. The transcript has 3 exons. The record is from RefSeq and is a predicted model, not a curated record. Bases 1 to 1305 code for a protein of 434 amino acids.